AUGAUGAGAGGGCGACUUCAUAACCGGGGAAAGAAGGGAUCAUGGAAAGUUGGAACGGCGAUUAGACGCCUAACUGACAUAGCUCAUAACUUGACUCAGGCUAUGACAACCCAGGCAACUCGCCAUAGUGAUCUUGAAAACUUUGGUGACAUUUUUAAGAAGGUGGCAGCUAGUAAGCCACCUACCUAUGUUGGAAAGGAAGACCCUACAAGCCUAGAAAAUUGGAUUAGAGAGUUUGACAAACCGUUUGAUGCUAUCAACUGCCCUGAAGACCUAAAAAUCAAUAAUGAUGUGUACUAUCUAAGGGAAGAAGCUGACUUUUGGUGGUCACAACGAAAGAAAGACUUAAUGGCCAACCCUGAUUUUGAUUGGGAAACCAUGAAAGAAGCCUUAAGAGCCAAGUUUUACCCUCCCUAUCUAAAGAAGCAGAAAUGCCUAGAGUUUACAAACCUUAGAAUGGGGACCAUGACUGUGAAUGAGUAUUACACCAAGUUUAUAGAGCUAAUGAGGUUUGCACCUGAAAUAUUUCCAACUGAAGCCAUGAAAGCUCAAAGGGAACUUGAGGGAAACUCUGCUGAAAAGAGGAAGGUGAAUGGGAAUGGAAACUUCCAAGGGGAUGAGAAGAAACCUAAGUUAAAUGGAGACUUCAACCAUGGAAAGAAUGGAAACUACAACCAAAAUAGGGGAGAGAACCGUGACUUCAACCGAAACGGGAAAGGAAACUUCGGGAAUGGAAGUGCUAGGAAUGGGAAUUUUGGGAAUGCAAAUGGAGAUAAGCCUAAGAGAAACUAUUUCUGCAAAAAGUGCGAGAAGAAUCACCCGGGGAAAGACUGUGAGGGGAACCUAGUUACUUGCUAUUUCUGUAAGAAGCAAGGACAUCGGGAAUUUGAGUGCUACAAGAAGGCAUCUAGAGGAUCAUCAUCUAAUUCCGGCCAGAACGGGAAAGGUCCUUAUUCAAGCCAGCAACCACCAAGCCAACAGGCGGGAACCAGUGGUACUAAGCCAGGAGGUGGGACCAGUACCACCCAACCCAAAGGACGGUUGUUCGUGAUGAAUCAUCGUGAAGCCGAAAAUGUGUCUGAAGUAGUAACUGGUACUUUUUCUAUUUGCGAUUUACCUGCUAAAGUAUUAUUUGAUAGUAGAGCAUCUCAUUCUUUCAUUUCUAGAACUUUAGCAAAGAGUCUAAACUUAGCAAGUCCAGUACAUGUUUCCUUAGAUAUUGCCAUACCUAGUGGGGAAGUUUUGAAUUGUUCUAAGUUGCAUCGUAAUAUUCCUUUAGUCAUUUCGGGGCUAGAAUUUAUGUCAGAUUUCAUAGAGUUUGGGAUGGAAGACUUAGACGUGAUUUUGGGUAUGGAUUGGUUGGGAAGAUACCAAGCCCAAAUUGAUUGUGAAGCCCAAAAAGUGACCUUGGUAGGCCCAGGAGGAACAAGAAUUUCGUAUAGGAAGUUGGGGAAGAAGAAAAAUGGGUUCAAAAUAGUGUCAGCUUUGCAACUCCAAGCUUGUGUGAGAAAGGGGCAUCCAUUAUUCAUGUGUAGCGUUCAACAUUUGGGUGGGGAAGAAGAAGAUGGGAUGAUGAAUAUUCCGGUAGUGAAUGAGUUUUCAGAUGUAUUUCCGGAAGAAAUUCCAGGAAUGCCUCCACUAAGGGAUGUGGAAUUUACUAUUGACCUAGUACCUGGAACUGGCCCAAUCUCAAAGGCACCAUAUAGGAUGGCCCCAGCAGAGCUAGAAGAGUUAAAGAAGCAGUUGGAAGAUUUGUUGGAAAAAGGCUAUAUUCGUCCUAGUGCAUCUCCAUGGGGUGCACCUGUGCUCUUUGUGAAGAAGAAGGAUGGGAGUAUGAGGUUGUGCAUAGAUUAUCGUGAGCUAAAUAAUGUGACAAUCAAGAAUAAGUAUCCACUUUCGACAAUCGAUGACUUGUUUGAUCAGCUAAAAGGGGCAGGAAUAUUUUCAAAGAUUGAUUUGAGGUCAGGGUAUCACCAGUUGAGGAUUGUAGAUGAAGAUAUUGCUAAAACUGCAUUUAGGACGCGUUAUGGUCAUUAUGAAUUCACAGUAAUGCCAUUCGGAUUGACUAACGCACCUGCAGUAUUUAUGGAUUUGAUGCAUAGGAUUUUCAGACCGUUUUUGGAUAAGUCAGUAGUUGUCUUUAUUGAUGAUAUCUUAAUAUAUUUGAAAAAUAAGGAGGACCAUGAGGAUCAUUUGAGGGAAGUUUUGGUGACUUUAAGGGAAAAUCAAUUGUAUGCAAAACUCUCAAAGUGCGAGUUUUGGUUGGAGAAGGUUGCCUUUUUAGGACAUGUGAUAACUAAGGAAGGGGUAUCUGUAGAUCCAGCAAAGAUUCAAGCAGUCAGUUACUAUAGAAGGUUUGUGAAGGACUUCUCAAGGAUUUCAAGGCCUAUGACGAGUUUGAUGAAAAAGGAAAGUAAGUUUGUAUGGACUUCGGAGUGUGGGGAGGCAUUUGCAACGUUGAAGGAAAGGUUGACUUCUAAACCGGUUUUAGCAUUACCGGAUGGGAGUGAAGUUUAUGAGGUGUUCAGUGAUGCUUCGAAGUAUGGUUUGGGUUGUGUUUUGCAACAGAAUAGGAAGGUUAUAGCUUAUGCAUCUAGGCAAUUGAAACCGUAUGAAGUAAAUUAUCCAACACAUGAUCUAGAGUUGGCAGCUAUUGUGUUUGCAUUGAAAAUUUGGAGACACUACCUGUAUGGGGUGACAGUGAAGAUUUUUACGCAUCAUAAGAGUUUGAAAUACAUAUUCACCCAAAAAGAUCUGAAUAUGAGGCAGAGAAGGUGGCUAGAAUUGAUAAAAGACUAUGACUUGGAUAUUCAGUACCAUGAAGGGAAGGCCAAUGUGGUAGCAGAUGCUUUAAUUAGGAAGUCUAGCCAUUCGGUGAAUGCAUUGGUUAUGGAAGAUCAGUUGUGUAUAGACUUCCAGAAGAUGAAUUUGGAAGUUCUGGAGCAUGGAGAAGUGGAAAGGAUGUUGAAUGCUAUUUCGGUGAGACCUUCAAUUUAUGAAGAAAUUCGUGAAAGUCAACCAAGUGAUGAGAAGUUGGUGAAAAUAAGGGAAAAGAUUAUAGAAGGGGAAGUAUUGGACUUUCAGAUCGCUGAGGAUGGAAGUAUUCGUUUCAAAUGA
Messenger RNA from Spinacia oleracea (spinach), 3117 nucleotides. RefSeq lists its product as uncharacterized. The record is from RefSeq and is a predicted model, not a curated record. NCBI's taxonomy places the organism in Eukaryota, Viridiplantae, Streptophyta, Magnoliopsida, Caryophyllales, Amaranthaceae. Bases 1 to 3117 code for a protein of 1038 amino acids. The transcript is spliced from 3 exons.